Molecule: messenger RNA, 1514 nt
Organism: Oncorhynchus mykiss (rainbow trout)
Lineage: Eukaryota; Metazoa; Chordata; Actinopteri; Salmoniformes; Salmonidae
Product: LRRN4 C-terminal-like protein
Molecular function (GO): protein binding
Source: RefSeq, a predicted model, not a curated record
GGGAGGGAGAAAAGAAGGAGGUGAUUGUUGGGGAGUUAGGAAGAAUGUAUAAAACGAGGGCCAGAGAGAGGGGGAGAGAGUGAAUGAACAGAAAGAGAGCGAAGAAACAUUGGUGGCAAGAUUUCGAAAGCAAUAAAGGACUAUCGAAAAAUCAGAUACCAUGUCCGCCAAUAAGGAUUGUCCACCUCUACUGAUAAUCCUCUUACUGGCCCUUCUUAAUGGCUCCUCCUCCUUUGCCGCACCUUCAGACGUCUCAUGGACCAACCACACAGCCACCCUGCCUCUGAGGCCAAACGGAGACAUGUACGACCUGUUGCAGCUCCACUCAGAUGACUACUACGAUACGUUUACUGAUCUACCCAGUCACCCCCCACCUGCCCCCUCACAGGGCACUAAUCCUCAACCCUGUGACUAUGACCCCUGCCGGGAGCUACAGCCUCCCUGUGCCCAGCUGGCAGCCUCCAGCGGCUGCCUGUGUCCGGGGGUGAGUGGGCCCCAUGCGGCCCCAGAGGCCCCCUACCUGAAGAGACUGUCUAUGGACGGUUCAGGAGUUGUGGUUCAGUGGUGUGCACCCUUUUCUUUCGUGACCCAUUAUGAGGUGGUGGUGGGUGCGCUGGAGCCCUUGCUGUUUGGUGUAGACCAGAGGAGUGGUACUGUGAGGGGGAUGGGGCAGGGGGCAGAGGUGUGUGUGGUGGCGGUGAAUUAUGCAGGAGUCAGUGAGCGUCAGGAGGGGUCCUGUACGAUGUACGAGCCCCCUGGGGACAGCAGUGUGGCCCUCAAAGCUGGGCUGAUCGGAGGGGCCCUGGGGCUCCUGUUGCUCCUCUCACUGGCUGUCCUGCUCUGGAGGCACAGGGCUCGGAGAAAAGCAGAUGCCAGGAUCACCCAGGCCACAGAGGAAACACUAUGAGAGGACUGAGGGGAGGCUAUGGUAGAGGUUGACUCAGGGGUGGCUAUCUAGGGCUGAGAAUAGAGACAUUUUAUUCCUACUCUUAUGGUUAAAAAUAAAAGCUAUGCAGUGUCACACCAAGUUAAACAGAUAUUUAGGAGACCACAUGAUCUCUCGUAACCAGUUACGAGUUACCAGCAGAUGUCUUGAUAAUAGAACAAUGCAGUGAGUCAGUGGUUCCUCCUGGGCCACAUGCAAUUGCUUUGGAGUUGUUAUAAGACUGUUUUGAUAUUUCUAUAUGAUCAGUCCAUAAAUAAUCUAGACCUACAUGCAAAAGUACCUCUCGCGCUUUUGACAAUGAUUUCACAUGAGGCCUAUUUCACAAAUACUUAGGCUCAUAAAUAAACAUGUUUUUCUUUCAAUUAUUUAACUACCUACAUCAUGUUAUUUCAAGUUAUCCAUUUGGAGAGCAACAUCACCUUGAAUUUUAGAACUCCUUUAGGUAUUCGAAAAUGAUCUAUAUAAAACAUUGAAUUCAGCCUUUACUACUCAAGCCCAUAGAAUGGCAUUGAAUAACACAUUCAUGAAUGUUAAAAAAUACAGUAAAAAAAUAUAUUAUAAAGAAUAA